GUUAUUAUUGUGCUAUUAGAUAACGGUGACUAUACGCAACAUUAUUCUACACUUGGCAUCGUUUUGGUUAGUGUAUAGUGUCUAGUAAUUGUUUUUAUAACUAAAUGGAAGAAAUAAUUUUAAAUUCUGUCGUCAUUGAAAAUAAUGAAUUUUCCGAAGAAUUUUCACACGAAUCAGCUCUACUAGAUGUACUAGGAGAGUUAAAAGGUUUAAAAGGAUUGCUUCUUCAAUAUAUUUAUCGAACAUGGAAUAACAUGUGAAAGCCUUAAAUAUAUUAAUGAAAAACACUUACAAGACAUUUGUCCAAAAGCCUGUUAUGGUCAACGAAUAAUAUUUGAGCACCAUUUAAAAAAGUGGCAGGCAAACUUUGUUAGUUACCACUAGUGCUAGUAAAGAUAAUGCAUCAGAACCUUUAUCUGAUUCAGAAAUGUCUGAAUACUCUACUACAAGUUCAAAUAAUAGUUGUCCCAUUUCUUUUAUGAACCAAAUAAAUAUAGAAGAAAUAUUAAAUUCAUCUGGUAAAGGAAAUUUGAUAAUGUCAUUUUAUAAAAAAAAUUUAAAGCUUAGUGAUGAAUUAAGGAAAAUGUUGACUGAAAUAAUUACUGAAUAUAUGAUACAGCAUAAAAUUUAUGGUUCUCCUAAGAUCAUUAAUAAUAUUUCUGAUAGUAUCAUUAAUAUGUUUAAAUCUGAAGUUAAGGAAACAUACUUCAUUAGUGUGCCUGCACAAAAACCAAAGGGAAUAUUGUACCAAAAAUAUCAUAAUACAUUGACAAAAUUACGCAAACACAAAUUGUGGUCUCCCAUAAAAAAAGUAAAAAAAAGUUCUGAUAGUAACUUAGAGCAAACAUCUAUACUACAUAGGGCAACUAUAAAUAAUGAAUGUUUAAUUAAAGUAAAAAAAUGGCUUCAGUUUAACAUUGAGCCUAUGAAUGAAGUAAUUAUUAAAUGGGAAGAGACUUGUGAAAUUCGUAGAGAAUAUUUGUUGUCUCCAAGUAUUAACAUUAAUAAUAUUCUCGAAGAAUGGCCUAUGUACAAACAGUCAUUUGGUCACAGCUUGAUUGAUAUUGAUUUUGAAUAUAUAUAUGCUUCAAAAGGAAAUUCAUUGUUUGUUAAUUGGGAUCAUUUAUUAUUUAUUGUUAAGAUCAUUCCGUUAAUGAUAAAUAAAAUAAAGGAUGGAAACAGCAAAUUAUUACUUAAACGUUUAAUAGAAAUAAACGAAACUGAUAUUGAAACCAGAAAUCUUUUAGUUUUAGAUCUAAUGAAUGCUUUAUUAGUUCCAACUUCCAGAUCCUAUGAAAUAGAUUCAGUUACAAAUAAGAGACGCAUUGUAAAAACAUCUAUUUCUGAUGCUAGAAAUUCGUUUUUAUUAAAAGUGGCUUCAAUGAAUGAUCUACAUGUUCAAAUUCAAUUAAAAAUUGAUAUCGCUUACAAAAAAAAAGAAAAAAUACAACCAUUCAUCUGUGUUGCUGAAACUAAUUUUGAUGAUAUCAAUAAUAUUUAUGUGUAUUUUUUCAACACCUAUUAUAAAUUUUCAAACACAAUACGAGCAUUAGAUACAUGCUUUAAAAUUUUUCAAGUAUUUAACUUACAGUACCCCAUUCAAUCUAGUUUAGUUUGGACAUUUAUACAAAAAUUUAUUUAUGAUAUUCACAAUGAUUGUGAUAUUAAAAGCUCUUCGCUAACUUCAAUAAUCUCUGAUUUAACUAUAUAAGUUUUCAUAAUUAAUUUAUUACAUUANUUCAUA
This is a messenger RNA of Daktulosphaira vitifoliae (grape phylloxera), 1744 nucleotides long. RefSeq lists its product as uncharacterized. The transcript has 8 exons. The record is from RefSeq and is a predicted model, not a curated record. NCBI's taxonomy places the organism in Eukaryota, Metazoa, Arthropoda, Insecta, Hemiptera, Phylloxeridae. The coding region runs from base 428 to 1711 and encodes 427 amino acids.